AGUUCAUGGCAGAUUAAGGCUUUGAAUCCGUUAAAAGAAGGUUCCGAGCAGAGGAGGAGAGCGAUGGCGCUGCCGACACUACCUUCAAAUUGGCACAGUCGUAGCAGGGUCCUGGAGAAACAGAUUGUGCACCACAGAGAGCAAGAAGCCCGUUUUCGUAAUCAAUGGGAUACGGCCAAUCGAUAUUUUAAACAGUCAGAUGUGUGCAGCAGCAAACAAGCUCAGUGGAGUUCGCGUAUUUCCUAUGAGCAGAGUAUGAACGCUUACCAUCGUGAGAAACAGAAAGAAGAGAAAAGGAAGAAUCUUGAGCGCCGCAGAGAUGAGCUUCGUAAAAUGUUACAGGAAGAGCGAGACAUGUUGGAAGCCCAACUGAAGGAGCUUUCUCAGAAUAGGGAACCUGACCUCAACAGCAUGAGAGAACGAGCAGAGGGGCUGAGGUCUGCACGGGAGGAGCGCAGGAAACAGCUUGCAGAGGAGCUCAUGUAUGAUCAGUGGAAGAAGAACAAUAGGAAACUACGUGAGGUGGAAUCCAGUAUACAUAAGAAGUAUGUGGUUGAUGCUUGGGGAGACCAAGUAACAGAGAGAAAUAAGGAAAAAUUAGAAGAGGAAGAAGAGAAGAAGAGGUUUGAGAACCAAUAUGAACUUGCACGGCGUGAGGCUCUUGAGAAUUUGAAAAGAGUAGAGGAGAGACGGCGCCAGACUGACAGGGAACAAGCUGAGGUCCUGCGGCAGCAAAUGGAGGAGCUCAAACUGAGGGAACUGGAGGCUCAGAAGCUGAAGAAGGAACAGGAGGAUUUACUAAGACAGCAGUGGGAAGUGGAGAAGCUGCAGGAGGAGAGGAGGAAGAAUGAGGAAAGACGUAAAAAAACAGAGCUUGGUCAUUUCUUGAGUCGUCAGUAUACAGCUCAGAUGAAGAGGAGAGCCCAGAUGGUACAAGAAGAACUGGAAAUGGACAUGAAGAUCCUCUCUGCUCUGAUAAGUAAGGAGGAUGAAGAACAACGUCUGCGCUCUGCUAGAAGGGAGCAAGCUGCCGCUGAUGCAGCAUGGAUGAAAGGUGUUAUCGAGGAGCAGCUUCGUCUGGAGAGACAGAGGGAGGCAGAAAUAGAUACCAUGUUUAGAGAAGAAGCUAGACAAGUGUGGGAGAAAAGAGAGGCUGAAUGGGAGCGGGAGCGGAAUGCAAGGAACCGACUCAUGAAAGAGGUUCUACAUGGGAGACAGUUACAGAUUGAGGAGCAGAUAGAGCAGAAUAGACGUGCUCAGAGGGAAUCCUUAAUGUCUCGUGAAGAGCUUAUCAGAGAGUUGGAAGAAGUCAAACAGUUGACCUCUAGAGACAAGAAAGCGGAGGAAGAGCAGAAGACUGCACGUAGAUUGGAACUGGAGACACAGAUUUCUGAACAUCGCAUGAAAGAAAUGGAGGAGAUUCUACGCCAGGAAGAGGAGGAACAAGAGGAGAAGUUAGCAGAAAAAGAAGAUGAUGAUUUAGUAGAACAAGAGGCAGAAAUCAUGACACAAAGAGGUUAUCAGAAAAAGGUGUUUGGUCGCCCCAGACCUGCCUGGUCUUGACAGCAGUAAACUCGGAGCUUGACAGAUCAACCAUCUCAGUUGUUUGAGACCAGGAAAAAAAACACACAGCUGUAUUUUUGUUACAGGAUUUCUUUGUAAAUUGCUUUUCAUUUGACUGUACAUAGGUUUUAAUAAUGUGUGUAUCUGUUUGUGAAUUAUAAAAUAUCU
Molecule: messenger RNA, 1731 nt
Organism: Nanorana parkeri
Lineage: Eukaryota; Metazoa; Chordata; Amphibia; Anura; Dicroglossidae
Gene: TCHP
Product: trichoplein keratin filament binding
Exons: 13
Coding region: 64-1563 (499 amino acids)
Biological process (GO): apoptotic process
Cellular component (GO): keratin filament
Source: RefSeq, a predicted model, not a curated record